GUUUAUGAUAGAUUGUAUGUGGUGGACUUUGCUCAGUGUAGUCGUGUGCAAUACCUGAAGCAGAGUUCAAAAGUCUCCACUGUUGUUAGAUCUCAAGCUCUAAAGAAGUUGUCUUUCUCAACCAAAAGGCUGGAAAAGAAAAAAAAGGUUCUAACUGUUUUUUGGGAUAUAUGGAGGGAGGGGGGAGGUUACCAGUUUAUGAAUGUUCUUUCUGAGAAUAAGUGACCCUCAAAUAAUGAAUGUUUAAGGCAGAAUGUUGGUAAUGCUGUGGUUAUUCGGUGUUGAUUUUUUUUUCAUGUCAAACUGUUUUCACUUUCUCUUCUUGUUGUGCUUAAUUUAACCAUAAUUCUAUGUUUUAUACAUAGAUACUAUGGAUAACCUUCACUUGCAUGUUAUAGCUGUGGUCUUUUACUUUAAUCUUCCUGGAUCAGUGGGAACCAAGUCACAGCGGAUUCUUCCUGCUACACAUCAGCGUUCAGAAUGCCGGUGGGAUGGGCAGUUCUUACUGAAUUGCUCUUUUACAAGAAUAUCUACUAUUCCAGAAGAUAUUUCACAAAUGGCAGUGACAGCUGAUUUGAGUUACAAUAAUAUUAAAACUUUUGUGUGCUCUGGUGGAAGAAAUGAAGAGUGGAUGCUAAAACACCUGAACCUCAGUAACAACCUGAUUUCUGAGCUUACUUUAACUACUUGUACAAAUUUGCCCAUAUUAGAAACUCUAAACCUCAAUGAUAACGCCAUCCACACCCUGACGCUGGUCAUGCCUUCACCUGCACAUGGGUCUAAAAAGCACAGCAUUGUUGAUCGUCUCCUGCCUGCUUUGAAAGUAUUGUCAGUUGAAAGAAAUAAUCUUAAUACAGUUCCAAGAGGACUAGGGCUCCUGCAAUCUUUACAAACUGUCCAUAUAUCAUCCAAUGCCAUACAACAGAUUGACCCAAAGGAUUUUCAAAACUGUUCACAGCUGAAGGACAUUGACCUGCGAAACAACAAGAUAACUAAAAUUCAUCCAGAUGCCUUCAAAGAUCUCAACAAAUUACAGGUCGUGGAUCUCCGUGAAAAUGCUCUGACAAUCCCUCUACCACAGAUACUUGUCAGUUUGAACUUUUUUCGACUUGAAGUGUAUUUGUCAAAAAAUGCCUGGAUAUUUAACUGCAGGCUAAACACUUUUAAACAUUUAUCUCAUUUUGUCUUUGACUCCACAAGGAAAAAAUUGAGCCUUUCAUACAAAAAGUCUGCCAACAACUCCCAGAAACCUCUGCUGUAUCUUUCAAGUUUCCAUUUAAACUGCAGGGACAAAGUUUUGCUCAAAAGGGCCACAGUCCCAACAGGGAACACAUCAGUGCUGACCUGUAACUUGGACAACAUAAGGGGCAAUGGAGUCUCUUGGUGGACACCUAAGGGCAGAAUUUCAAAAAAUCACAGUCUUCCUGAUAUGACACUGGAUAAAAUGAAUAACUUAGUGAUAUACAAUGCUGAGAAAACUUCUGAAGGAUUAUAUUUGUGUCUCUUUAAUAUAACAAAAGAGAAAUAUCUCAUUUAUAAUAUAGAGGUGAAAGAAGGAGUUUCAGCAUUUUUGGUUAGAAAAACCAGGGACACUAACACUGGUUUUAGACAGGAAGAAACAGGGCCAAACUUUGCACUGGCUGUCUCCCUCUCUGUGCUCAUCACAUUUGUUUGUGCCUUUUGUCUGGGUGCUUUUGCUAGACCCUACCUGGAAAGCCUGUGGAGACUCAUGCGCAGGAACAAAAAUUCAGGUUCAGAACACGUGUAUUCUAAUCAAGCUUUUUCAGAUGAAACCCCAAGCACAGAACCUUCUGCAAGCAAACUAACAAAUAUGCAGCAUGAUACAUUAUUUUGUGGUAAGAGUUCUUUAAGAAACACACAGAUUUUUCCUACAGAAACUUCUACUGUGUAUGAAAAUGUCACUGGCAGAGGUGUACAUUCACCAAACCCCAAAGCACAGUACCAGAAACAAAGCAAUACUGAGGUCAACAUGAAGAAAAUACCAGGGUUUUCAAAAGUCCAAACUAGGAUUGAUGAUAAUGAAAGUACAAAUGUUUAUGAUACCGGACUAUUUUUUGUUGAGACGGACUACCAGAAGAGCAAUGAAAUAACACCAAAAAGCAAAGUAAGAAACAACUCUGGCCUGCUGCAGUCUGAGAUCACAAAAGUGACACCAGAUUCUGCAAAAAGAAAAGGUAUUGUUUCACAUAAUGAACCCAGGCACACUAAAAAAUUUAUGCAAGGAAGGAAAAACCGUGAAAAACAACUUGGUCUAAAUGGCAACAAAAAUAUACCUAGUGAUGCUGGAGAUUUUAUUUCACCCAGUAGCUCCAGAAGAGAUGCAGAUAUUAAGAAUGCAAGCAUCUAUGAAACAAUAGAAAACUCUCCCCUUUCAAAGCAUGACUAUGAAAGGAUGCAUUCAUAUGAAAAAAAUGCUUCAGCUGAUAUAUUUGGUGACAGUUCUUCAUCUGAAGGGAUUCCAUUCACAAUGAGUGACUCCAGUUCUUUAGCAGACUUUGAACUGGAACAAUCUGAUGUUAGUGACAACCUUCCAGUCUGUCAGUCAUUGCUAGAUGAAGCCAAUACAGACAGUGGAACUGAGAAAUUUGCAACACCCCCAGAGUCCCCAAACAUUACUCCUGAACUUCAGCAGAUUGGGAAAAAUGAAGAUGAGCACAGUGCCUAUUUUGAAACCACUAUUAAUUAUGGAUCAGAUACCACCAUGCAUGAAACAGCAUCCCCUUGCACUGAAAAACACAGUGGCCAUGUAAGCAUGUCAGAUCCAGAUACAAUUAGCUCUUCAAAUCAAGAAAUUCCAGAUACAUUUGAUUAUUUUGCUAAUACAGGAUCAACAGUACAAAACUCUAUUUCUGAUUCUCUCCAGAGUCAAAGUACAGAUUCUGGUAACAUAGUACUUAAGUUAAAACAUUUUCCCACAUAUGACACAGAGAAAACUUCUGAAGAGGAUGAACUGCAGCUGUCUCUACUUCCCAGAGAACCACAGCAUUCCCUCAGCUUCAGUCACAUGGAACAAAACGAAAAUGCAUCAGCAGAAAGUACAGAUGAGCAAACAGCCAGGAACUCCCCAGAAAAGAAUCAUGGUGAAGUAGACAUUAUAUUAAGAAGAAACAUGAGUACAUCUGAGGACAAUGGCUUUAUUCCUGCUCCCACUGAUACUGGUUUGAAUGAAGUUGUAAAAAAAACAUCACUGCUGCAUUCCAGCAAAGAAUCAUCACUUCAACUGAUGCCUGAACACACAUCUGAAAAACAUUUCAUGUUUGUUACACAGCAAGAUGACUUGCUACCACAGGGGGAGCAGGCUUGUGCAGAUACAAUGAAAGAAGGUUCCAAUGAGAAAAAUUCUGAUGAAUUCACAGAAUUACAGGAUACCAGCAAUUGCAGUCUUCCUGAAGAAAUGCAGUCUUGUAAUCCUACACCAGUUCUGCUGCACCUUCAUAAUUCUGGGAAAACACAAUUGGAAUUCACAACAGAUGAUUGCUUCCAACUGGAUCAGAGUGAUGAAGAUGCAUAUUCCUUCUCAAUCCCAGAAGGUUUCUUCGAUGAAAGCACACCAUACAGUUCAUGUUCCUUCCCACAAAAACCUGUAGGAAAUACAAUCUCUGAAAGCACUGAUUCCAGCAAGAUGAAGGCUUACACUACUUUGACAGAACUGGAGAACCAUUCUGCAACAACUGUAGAACAUCUCCAAAAUUCCAGUGACAAUCUCAGCAAAAAAAGGCAGACAAAUUCAGGACAGAACCAGUUUUUUGUUAGGAAGAAAAGAGCAUUUGAUGGAUUUGCUAAUAUUUUGGAAAGUAGGAGAACAAACUUCAAUAGUUGAAACACAAAACGGUAAUACUAAGCUCCCACAGUGUUUAUGUCAUUACAGCAGAUGCAAACUUUAUUUUGUAUUAAAGUGAAAUUACUUUUGUUUAGAAGGGUACUCAUAAAAAAACCAAUAAUAAGACUUUAUUAAAAGAUACUCCAGAAUAUGAAUAAGGCUUUUGUUGAAUUACAUUUACUUUCUCAUUAUUGGCAGUUGAUACUAAUAUAUCAUUUCCCUUGGAAUUUGCUUCAGAUACUCACUGUUUCAUCUUUUUGCCUAAAAUAAAUGCAAUGUGGAAAUUUACAUUAUUACUAUUAUUAUGUUUUCUUAUGGUACUCAAUCUGUACAGUGAAAUAGUAUAUACUACUGUGUUUUGUUUUUUAAGCCAGAUUUGUGGAUUAUCUCUGAAUUCCUGGUGUUGCAAAGAUAAAUAAAGUCCAAGCAGUAUUCAAUUACAUGCCCAAAAUUACUUUUUAAUUUGGCAAAAGAGAGAAAACCACCUUUCUCAAAGAAACAGAAUAGAAUUCAAUUCUUGCAGAAAAUAUCAGUUAUAGAAAUGCAGCUAUAAUGGGACAUCACCCAAAGACAAAGGAUCCCAUACCCACUUGAGAAUUUUACUUAAGAAGGAAAAAGAGUAGUUCAAAACUAUUUUAGAACAUCAGUAGCCAAAAGAUAGUAAACGUAAGGUAAAAUUACCUCUGAAUAUAGCCCAAGGCCCUUUCAACAGACUGAGUACCACUGAUAGAGUUCUUGAAGGGAAAUGUCAUCAUGAAAGGGAGCAGACCCAGUUCUGGGAAAAUGCAGGAAGCUGGCUACAACUCUGGGAAAACUCUUCCACAAAGACACUUAUAUUAACUCCUAAAAUCUCCAAACAGAAGGAACACAUUUCAAUUCCAUCACAAGAGCAGCAAGUCCAAUGGCACACUACAUCACUGAAACCACCUUUAAAGAAAAAACUAAGAACAAAGAGCCCCUGACAGCUUUCAGUAAAACUCAUAAUCCACACAAGUUCUCUGUGAGCAAAACAACUUUAAAAAUGCAAGGCCUGAAAAAAAGCACUGAUUGCUCUUUUUGGCAUCUAUGAGUCUUCAAACACCAUUAGCAGUUCUCCAAGGCCUGUCACCUUUUGGCUGUUGCAGCUGCUAACAUGUUAGAAAUCUAACCAUACAAGCAAGACAAUUUUGUGAACCAUGGGGAAAAAAACCCACUCAAGUGCUCUACUGGUAUCUCAUACACGGAAAUGCUCAGCCAUUUACUUGUGCAACAAUCCAAUAGGACUUCAAAAUAUAUAUUGGAAUAUUAUUUUCUCAUAUUUUUUUCUGACCGCGAGAAUGCUGCAGGGGUGAGGCAGACAGUACACUACUUGUGAGAAGCUGCAGUAUUUCUAAGAUUCCCUUUAUGCCACAAAGUUGUGGGAAAGUUUCUGUUCUCAUAAGGCAAAGUAAAUGUGCUCCUUUAUAGUGGGAUUUUAACACGUGGCAAAGUAUUCAUUCUACUGUCAAAAUAUUACGUUUCGUCUCAAAUUUAUCUUUGUAUUUCUGCCUAAUCUUGCCACUGUCCUUUGCUACUCAUCUCUCCAGUUUUAAUAUCACAUCUUCAUUCAAAUCCAAACCCUCUGCUGCUUCUCCUUCAUAUAAGUUGACUUCAUUAGCAAUUGCUCUUUAAUACAAAACCCUUGUAUUUUCUGUGACUUCCACACAGUACUCAUCAUACUCUGCUCCUCCCCACUCACCCCAUGUUAGCAUGCCCUUCUGUAUAGAAUUAGCUACACAGUCCCACACACACUGAUCCCAAGAUUGUAUCCUCACCUUUCUUUACAUUUCAUCCACUGUAUCUUGCUCACACUGAAAACUGAUUUAGCUUAUUUGGCCACUGGGAAAAUUUCUAGACACCUAUACUAGUAGGAAGCCCAUUGCUGUUACUAUCCCAGAUGACUGUAGGUAAUCAAAGUCACAGAAUAAGCUCAAUAUAAAAGGUGCCUGAGUGUAUGCUGUAUGAAUUUGUAACUGAACAUGAGGAAUCAUGACAAGAGGAGGUCUGGACACACCCUUCUCACAGGGCAAUGGCCUGCCAGGCUCCACAAUCGACAAGACACAGAAUCCCUCAUAUAGUGAAUCAGGACAGGAAAAAAUACAGGCAUUUUAAGGGUAGAUCAAGAAAUUCAAAUACAGUAAUCAGAAUGAAAUAAAACUCAUUUUCAAGCACAUAAUAGUUUGAUAAUCGUGAAGUUAUUUGCUGUCAGUACUAAGAAUUUCAAUCUUUCCUGAAUAUGCUGAAAAUUGGGCUGGAAAUUAACCUUUAAAUAUAAGAAGACAUGCACAUUUAACCCACACAUAACCAACAAAAGCAACUUUUUUGGAUAGCAGCAGUAAAUUUUUCAUUCACCCCUUCUGGUAAAUACAGAUAAGUAACAGCCUACAUUCUGAAAAUUGGCAAAGCCAGCCCCAGCCUUCAUCAGAAACAUAAAUGCAAUGGAAAACUUCUUCAGGAUGGGUUCUGCAUUACAAUAUUCUAAUUUCAAUGUAAAUACAUUCAUUUCAAGUAAUAUUUUAAGUCCAGGUUGGAAGUAGUAUCUGGAGGUUACUUAGUCCAAUAAUCCUGAUCAAGCAGGGCCACCUAGACCCAGUUGCUCAGGAUCACGUUCAGAUGGUUUUUGAAUAUCUCUGAGGAUAGACUCAGUAACGGUGCAUGGUGACCUUCACAGAAAAAGACAGCAGUUCUUGGUGUUCAGAUGGAGCCUCCUAUGUUUCAGUUCAUGCCCACUGCCUCUGGUCCUGUCACUGGGCACUGGUUGAAGAGUCUUUGUCUUCUUUACACCCUCCCUUCAGAUAUUUAAAUAUUUUAGUAAGGCUUCCCAGAGCACCUUCUCUUCUCCAGGCUAAAUAGCUGUAUCCCUUUCCUCACAGGAAAGAAAUUCCUAUCCCUUCAUAUCUUAAUGGCCCUUUACUGGACCCUCUCCAGAAUGCCACAGGGUCUUUGGUACUAGGAUGCCUAGAACCGGACACAGUACCCAGGUGUGGCCUCACCAGUGCUGUGCUGUGUAGGAGGGAAUAAUCAUGACUCAGCCUGCUGGCAAUACUUUGUGUGAAUCAGACCAGGAACCACUCACCUUCUUCACAGUGAGGACUUGUUGCUGGCUUGUCUCAGACUUGGUGUCCACCAGGAGCCCCAGUCCCUUUUCUGCCAAGUUCAUUUCACCUGGGUGACCCUCAGCAGAUACUGGUGCAGGGGGUUGCUCCUCCCCAUCUGCAGGACUUUGCAAUUCUCCUGGAUGAAGCUCAUGUAGUUCCUGUCAGGUCAUUUGUCAAGCAUGCUGAGGUCCCUCUGCAAGGCAGCACUAGUUACUGGUCUCCAAUCAGAGUUUGAUUUGCAAAGCACCACUCUCUGGGCCUAAAUUUUCAGGUUUUAGUCCAUCUAUCUGCUUAUCCAGCCCAUACAUCAACAGCUUUUCUAAUCAGAACCCUGUGGGUCAAAAGGCUGGAUUUGAUGAGUGGGUAACAAUUACGCUUCUUUAAAAUUUUGUCUUGAGACAUUUUUGCUCAAAUUGACUUGUUGCUGAAAACUUGUGUAUUAUAGUACUGUUUUACACUGACACACCUCAUUUGAACCACAACCCUUUUGAAACACACACUUUUUCCCAACAGAUUUAAGCACCGAUUUGCACCAUUAGAAACAAUGGGACAAGAUCCUACACAUUCCCUGCUAACACCUGAUAAGCACUGCCUGCUUAUGUAUGUUCAGAUAUGAGAAUUUCUGAAGUAUGAAUCACAGAAAAAUCUGAAGUCAGUUUCUGAAACCAACACAAAUACUGUUUAUUUGUGGGAUGCCAUUUUACAACACCAUGAAAAGACCUAAAAAAAUCAACUGGAUUAACUCAUGUUAGGUGGCAUAAUAGUAUUUUCAUCAUAUUGUGAGUCACAGGAGCUUAGCACACCUUAUUGAUGAAAUAUCCAAGUAACUAAGAUGUAAAGCAUUCACAGUUACAGGUUAACUGCUGUUCCUGCAACAGCAGUGUUGGUGCUAUUUUGACACACGUACACAUGCACACAUACAGUGGGGGAGUGGGCGAGGAUUUAAAAAAUAAAAGCGAACCAAAAAAAUGCUGAAUUUUGGUCUCAAUUACAGAAAACAAACUAUUCAGUUUGUGGAUGGAUUCUACAUACUUUUAGAACAAUACAAAAAGACAAAAUAUAAGGCCUAGAAAGAGGUAUGUUAGCAGCUAUAAAUAAAACCAGGGCACAAGCUAACCUUUAAAGCUGCCUAUAUUAAUUCCAAAAGUAUCAAACAAUUUGUUAGACUUGUGACUAAGGGUCAACAGAAAUCUGGGAAAACCUGAACACAAUUGAAGUACAUUUCUUGUCCUUCAAAACAGUAACUUGGGAACAUAAACCAAGUAGCAACAAGCUGUACUAAUUGUGAUUGUAUGAGCAUAUUUCUGACUAAAUAAAACUUGUGUUGUUGCGGUAAAAUGGGAGAAGCCUCUGCAGAAUUAGAAAUGGCUACAAAAAGAUAACCCAAGUAAUUAUUGUAGCUUAAAGACAACCUUAAAGAGGUUUUAACUGAAAACUCAAGUACAUAAAUAAUUUCACUAAUUUCUAUGUUCUUCAGCUUGCUUUCCUUGGAAAAGAUAAAAAGUGAAAAAACAACAGUAAUAGAGAAUUGUAUUAAUACUUUAAAUACUUAGUAUCACUUUGCUUUGGAAGUGAAAUUUAAUUCAUGGACUGUUUUGGUUACUAACAUUAAUAGAAUCAUUUAGGUUGAAAAGAUCCUAAAGAUUAUUGAGUCCAUAGAGCUCCAAAUGUUUGUCAUCAAGGAACAUCAACUGAUAUAGUCUCUGGAUACUAUUUUACUUUCACUAACUGUCUUUCCAAUUUACACCUCCCAAAUACCAAAAAUUAACUUUAGAUUGAUCAUCAAGUUUCUCCUAAAAAUUCAAUAA
Catharus ustulatus (Swainson's thrush) is the source of this 8765-nucleotide messenger RNA. It is a transcript of the gene LRRC66, whose product is annotated as leucine rich repeat containing 66. Gene Ontology annotation, molecular function: protein binding. The coding region runs from base 371 to 3841 and encodes 1156 amino acids. The record is from RefSeq and is a predicted model, not a curated record. The transcript has 4 exons. NCBI's taxonomy places the organism in Eukaryota, Metazoa, Chordata, Aves, Passeriformes, Turdidae.